Pantherophis guttatus is the source of this 1978-nucleotide messenger RNA. RefSeq names its product transmembrane protein 81 (gene TMEM81). Lineage: Eukaryota; Metazoa; Chordata; Lepidosauria; Squamata; Colubridae. The record is from RefSeq and is a predicted model, not a curated record.
UUAGUAAUAUAUAAGAGGAAUGUAAUAAGCUUCUACAUAAAUAUUGGUAUUUUUCAAAAAGAUUUGACAAGCCAUUGAAAUGGUCUGUCUCAAUUUAAGGCAACCUCAUUUGUUCACCGAAUUGAGAAAACACAUAAUUAUAGCAUAAAUUGGCCUUAUCGGUUUCAUUAUUUCUAGGCCAAAUCAGAGAAUUUUGAAGAAACAAAGGGUUUUGGCAGCCUAUUGUUGGAACUCACUAGUUCAUAGGGUACUGAUGCUAAGACCGGUAUUAGCAUUAAAGCUGAGACAUUGGUACAGAGCAGUGCUUUCAUGGCAAUUUUUUUUUAUCAUAACUAAAAACAUGUUAAAUGGUCCAUUUAUAAGCUGAGACAGAAAAGAUAUACUGUAUUUUUUGGAGUAUAAGACACCUUUUCCCCCCUGAAAGAGGGUGAAAAUUUGGGUGCAUCUUAUACACCGAAUGUAGCCCCGCCCAGCCUCUGAAACCUCCAUUUGAGAGGCUGAAAAAAAAGCCUCUGAAACAGAGGUUUGAGAGGCUGGAAAAAAAGCAAGGCGCAGAGCUCACAGCAAACAAACCUGUUGCUAAAAUUCACCUCUGGGAACAGCUGAUUGGGGGUAUUCUGGGAGGCCAAUCCAUCCCCAAUCAGCCUUUUUCUUAUUUUCUUCCCCAAAAACUAAAGUGUGUCUUAUACUCCGGUGUGUCUUAUAGUCUGAAAAAUAUAGUACUUGCUGAUAAAGAUGGUUGUAACUAAUUUUCCUUGUUUGGCUGCUUCAGAUAUCACAUCAAUUAAGAACCAAUAUAAAUGUUUGAAAAUAUGAAAAAUGCCAAUAUUUAUGUGGAAGCUUAUUACAUUUCUACAUUUUACUAAGGGAAUUAUUCUAUUCAAAUAUUUAUAUAAAACUUUCCAUUUCAAGCAUUUUUUAAAAAUUCAUAAUAAAUUGAUUUUUAAUAUACAAUAGCAGUUGUACUUUAUCUGUAUCACCUGCAGACUGGUUUGCACCUUUUACCAUGUUAAUAGGCUUCUUUCUUUUGGCAGUAUGUCAAAGAGCAGUCUUUGUGGAUUCCUCAUGUCCAGGGACUUCAUUGAUAUUUUAAACGAAUGACAAUUAGGUCAUUUGAUCAGACAAUGGAAUGGAUCCUAAAAGGACUCUUUAGGUAUCAUGAUUUUAUUGUUAAAUAUCAAUAUCAUUUUAUUGUUAAAUUGUUAGCAUUUGCUUUCUGACUACCUGUUUCUAUGGCUGCUAUUGGAACAAUUACCAUUCCUGUCAAAAUGAGAACUGCUACUGCCAGAGUUUCAGUCAGUUCCACCAGCUGCAGCGUGACCUGUGGCAUGGGUUACAAGGUUGAAGAAACAUGCCAGAUUGGGCCUAAUGGUGAAAAGAGGUACUGCGAUAUUCAGAAAGUGGAGUGCUUGACCAACUGGCUCUGUGGGAUGCUCCAUUUCACUAUUCUUGUUGGUAAGCCUUUUGAAUUCCAGUGCUUGUCUCCUACAGAAAUUGGCCCAGAAAGCAAGAGCUUCAGUUAUUCAUGGAGGAUAGCCAGAGGUAUCAUUACCACUGAUGAUGUUCUCUUUAAACCAUUCAAGACUACUGGCUUUGUCAUUAAGCUUUCCCCAGCCAAGGAAUAUGAUGCAGGGACAUACAGGUGUGAUGUGCAGUUCAUGAGAACCUAUAAGAUUGUCAAAAGAAUCUACUUUGGAAUUCGUGUGAUCCCUGGUCACUUGGUGGAUCUGAACUUUGACAAAUCCUUGACUCUGGAACAGCACUUGGAAAGUGAGAAGGAAAAAAACCAGCAGAAUGCCACCAGUGUCCCUGUCCAGAAGCAGCAGCACCUUUGGCGCCAAAGAACUGUGUUUGUAUUUUUAAUAGGCAUUGGAAGUGGUGUGGUAGGAGGAAUCUUAUUGCACAACAUUUUCUACUAUUUAAUAAAAGUUCCCAAUAAUUAUGGAUAUGUGGAGGAAUAAAAAUGUUUGUUCUUGUA